Messenger RNA from Alligator mississippiensis (American alligator), 1680 nucleotides. RefSeq names its product transducin beta like 2 (gene TBL2). The coding region runs from base 17 to 1342 and encodes 441 amino acids. The record is from RefSeq and is a predicted model, not a curated record. Lineage: Eukaryota; Metazoa; Chordata; Crocodylia; Alligatoridae. The transcript is spliced from 8 exons. Gene Ontology annotation, biological process: endoplasmic reticulum unfolded protein response. Gene Ontology annotation, molecular function: protein binding. Gene Ontology annotation, cellular component: endoplasmic reticulum.
UGAGGUGGCUGGGAAGAUGGCGGCGGCGGCGGCGCUGAUUGGGGUGUCGCUGCUGUUGGGCGCGCUCGUGCUGCUGCUGGUCGCGGCGCUGGGCCGGGGCAAGGCGCGGGGGGCGCCCGCCGCGCAGCCGCCAGAUGCCGCCGUAGCCAACGGUGCCGCCGCGGGCAGGACGCGGGAGCCGAAGCGGCCCAAGCUGCCCUCGCGCGGCCGCCGGGAGAAGCUGCCGCAGCACAGUUUCGCGCACCCGCUGCUCGCCGCCGCCCUCAAGGGUCACAGCGGCAGCGUCACGUGCCUCGACUUCAGCAGCAACGGCAAGUACCUGGCGUCGUGCGCGGACGACCGCACCGUGCGCGUCUGGAGCACUCGUGACUUCCCGGAGCGGGAGCACCGCUGCCUGCGCGCCAACGUGGAGCUGGACCACGCCGCCCUGGUGCGCUUCAGCCCCGACUGCAGAGCCUUCAUCACCUGGCUGGCUAAUGGGGAGACCAUUCGUGUGUAUAAAAUGACCAAGAAGGAAGAUGGGAGUUUCACUUUCACUGCUGCCCCUGAGGACUUUCCAAAGAAACACAAAGCCCCCAUCAUCAACAUUGGAAUUGCUGAGACAGGGAAGUUCAUCAUGACGGCUUCCAGUGACACUACUAUACUUAUCUGGGACCUGAAGGGUGAAGUCCUGGCCAACAUCAACACUAAUCAGAUGAACAAUGCCUUUGCAUCCGUAUCUCCUUGUGGGAGGUUUGUGGCAUCCUGUGGCUUCACCCCUGAUGUGAAGGUCUGGGAAGUGUGCUUUGGCAAGAGUGGAGACUUCCGAGAAGUGGUCAGGGCUUUUGAGUUGAAAGGCCAUAGUGCUGGCGUGUACUCUUUCUCAUUCUCUAAUGACUCCAGACGGAUGGCAACAGUUUCAAAAGAUGGCACAUGGAAGCUGUGGGACACUGACAUAGAGUAUAAGAAGCAACAAGAUCCUUAUCUGCUGCUGACAGGGAAAUGUGAGGUGUCUGAGCCUUGUCAUAUUGCCUUGUCCCCCGAUGCCCGGGUAAUGGCCAUCUCUUGUGGCACUAAUAUCAUUAUGUACAACACCCGAAGGGGAGAGGAGGAGGAGCGCUUUCUCAACGUCCACGGAGAGUACAUCACGGACUUGGCCUUUGAUAUUAACAGUCGUUACUUGGUGUCGUGUGGAGACAGGGCCAUUCGGGUGUUCCACAACACAGCAGGCUACCGGGCUGUGAUGGAGGAAAUGAAAGGGAUGCUGAAAAAAGCUACUAAUAUGGCCACCAGAGAGAGACUGCAGCAGCAGAUCACAGAUGCUCAGAGUGCACUGGACAGUAUUUCAGCCAAGAAGGACUAACCUCAGUCUACUGGGAUCAGUGUAUGUGCAACCUCUCUGAGUGUGUCAAAUCUCCCCCAAUACCAUGUGAUGCAAGUGCUCUGUGCUGCUGUGCACAAUGUGGUGGCGCUAUUAAUGACCGAUUUGCUGACUUCAGAGAGUAUCUGAAACAUGGCUCUGAACAUUGUUGUUGAUGCAGCCCAGCCGUAAAGGUGAAAUGUUACUGUAAAAGGGUAGUCAAGAAACCCUGAUUUAAGUUGCAUACUUUAAUCUUGUAUUCGGAUUAUUUAUCCAUAUCUGUAUUUUGAUUCUCAGUUCUUACUUUUUUAUUACAUAAAAAAUGCCAUGGAUUCUGCCAA